AUGGCUACUUCAAAGAUUACAUUCAUAAAAGACAUUGACCCAGUCAAUUCGGAUUUCACUAUCAAAGUCAAAGGAUCUCUAAUUCAAGCUAAUGUUUUCCAAAACUUAUUUUAUAAGUUUGAAAAAAGUCUUCGUGAGGGAUCCGUUUAUGAAUUUACCACCCUAUCUGUUGCAAAACACAAUCCACAUCCCAAAUCUACCAUCUUUUCUGAUCUUCAAAAUAAAAUAACCUUCAUAAGGGAAACAGAACUUAAGGAAAGUCUUAAUUUUCCGAAAAAUGUUUUUGGAUUAUCUUUUGUUGAUUUUCAGAAAAUUAAUUCCAAGGUUAUCCCAACCCAAAGAUCUGUUGAUGUUAUUGGCGUGGUUGUCUCCCGUACUACUAUUAUCCCCUCUCAGAAAAAAGACAAGCAAAGAAUCCAUCUUGAGCUCAAAAACUUGGAUGGUGUACUACUUAAGGUCACUUUGUGGGGUCAUUUUGCCAACAAAGUUUCUGAUUAUCUUGACACUCAUAACACUGAUGAUUGUGUUGUUAUAAUUGUGCAGUUUGCAAAAAUAAAUGAUUACAGAGGUAAUAUCGGUGUUGCAAGUUACUAUGAUGUCACAACUGUCUUCAUCAACACUGAUAUUGAUGAAAUCAAACAGUUUAGAGAAAAGUUGGCUAAGGAUAAUGAAUCUUCACAAUUAUCCGGUACCAUCAGCUUGAUUCGGACAAAACAUGUUUCACUCAAUGAUGAUUUCCUAAAAAAUAAUGAGGUUAAGACAAUUUACAAAAGUAAAGAAUCUGUCCAGAUUUAA
Lactuca sativa (garden lettuce) is the source of this 795-nucleotide messenger RNA. The record is from RefSeq and is a predicted model, not a curated record. NCBI's taxonomy places the organism in Eukaryota, Viridiplantae, Streptophyta, Magnoliopsida, Asterales, Asteraceae.